This is a messenger RNA of Aspergillus wentii DTO 134E9, 2138 nucleotides long. RefSeq lists its product as uncharacterized. The transcript has 7 exons. Bases 261 to 2057 code for a protein of 598 amino acids. The record is from RefSeq and is a predicted model, not a curated record. Gene Ontology annotation, molecular function: FAD binding. NCBI's taxonomy places the organism in Eukaryota, Fungi, Ascomycota, Eurotiomycetes, Eurotiales, Aspergillaceae.
GGCAAAGCUAGGCUCAUCUUGAUAGUGGUAAGAUAAAGUGUAUCAGAAGUGCUUAUUUGUAUGAACCAAGACAGAAAAGGCCAUGCCGAUCAGUUUCACCAAGAGGGAACAAAGGAUUGUCCCACUUUCCCCGCUUCUUUCCCACUUGAUAAGCACACAGAUCUUCUACCUUCGUUUUUAUAUCCUGUUAUAUCAUCUUUUUAUCUUCUGUAUUCUUUGUCUUGUCUUUUGUAUAUUGUAUCAAUUGUAUAUUCAGCCAAAUGUCUCCCUCCGUAACAGAAGACAUUGACCACGUGCCAAUCCUGAUCAUCGGCGGUGGUCCCUCUGGUCUUUUGCUGGCAUUUAUGCUAGCUCAACUUGGAGUCCGCUCCCUCAUAACCGAACGCUAUCCCACCCGCCUCGCAGCUCCCAAAGCACACGCUCUCUCCCCACGCUCUCUCGAAUUAUGUCGCCAAUUCGGGCUCGACGUCAACACGAUCCGCAAUGUUGGCACCAGACGCAGUGAUGCGUACUGGGUCAACUUCAUCACCAGUCUGAGUGGACAGCAGGUGGGGAGGUUGCCGUAUGAGCGUAUGGACCCGGGGGUUUUGGAUGCGACGCCUGCUAUGAUUCAUAAUAUCCCACAGCCUGCAUUUGAGGAUUUGGUGGCGAGGAGAUUGGAGAAGAACAGUUUGGUGGAGAUUCGGAAGAAUCAUUCCUUUAUGCGGUGUGAGGAGUUUGAUGAAUAUGUGAUUACGACGAUUGAAGAUCGAAAUACGAAGCAGGAAUAUAAGAUUAAAUCGAAGCAUGUUGUUGCGUGUGAUGGCGCAAAGAGCGCUGUCAGACGACAUUUGGGAAUUGAGUGUGAGGGAGAGGAUUCGCUCGAAACAAUGAUGACCAUCCAUAUCAAUGCGAAUCUGCGGCCUGUUGUUGGACAACAAGUGGGCAUGCUGCACUGGGUUAUGGACCCCGAAGUGUCUGGCUUCAUUAUUGGAUAUGACCUGUCUGGGAAUCAAGUGUUGAUUUGCAAUUUUGAUUCUACGAAACAUCCAGUCGAAUCGUGGAAUGAAGAACUCUGUCGCAAGACUGUUAAUGCGGCCAUUGGCAGAGACACUCCCUACGACGUCCUCAGUUACAGACCGUGGAUUCUCAGUCGAAAGGUGGCCAAAUCGUAUCGAUCUGGACGUGUUUUCUUAGCCGGAGAUGCAGCUCAUUCCUUCCCUCCAACUGGUGGGCUCGGACUGAACAGCGGCCUGGGAGAUGUGCAUAACCUGGCAUAUAAACUAGCUGCUGUUCAUCAUGGCUGGGGAGGAGAUAGACUCCUAGAUAGCUAUGAAUACGAUCGACGACAAGUAGCUUUGGUGAACUCAGAACAAAGCGUCAAGAACGGAAAGCAGAUAUUCGGUCUGCUGAAGACGAUGGGAACUACAGAUCCAGACGUCAAAAUUGCACGGGAGAAUCUCUACCGCAACCUUAAAGAUGCCAAAGUGAUGGAAGAGAUUAAUGAAGGUAUUGAAGGACAGCGAGAGCAUUUCGACAACCUGGGACUGCAUGUGGGAUACGUUUAUGGCGAUCGAAAGAUCCCAGAGAAUGCAUCCAUCUACGAACCUGUCUGUAUCCCAGGUGCCAGGCUGCCACAUGCUUGGAUUCGAGUUUUAUCAGACAAAGUGCAGCUUCCUCCGAUUGACUCGUCGUAUGUGUCUGAAUUGAGUGAAGAAGAAGUGAAAGCAAAGCAAUUCUCAACACUCGAUCUGUGUCCAUUCGACACUUUUACUCUCCUAGUUGAUGCUGAAUUUGCCUCUCACUGGGAACGCCAUCUUAGCAUGGUGCGCUCUUCAUUACCUACAGUUUCUUCAUUGAAGAUUCAACUUAUGGUACAUGGAAAAGAGUUUGAACUGCAGCCUGGAAAGGGCAGUGAGAAGUGGGCAGAGGUGAUGAAGCUGCACAAGCAGGCUAUCUUGAUCCGUCCUGACCAGCACAUUCUGGCGUGUUUGGGUGGUGAUGGGGAUGUUUUGCGUGAACUGAGAGAUCACCUACAUUUUGAAUAUACAUUAGACAGAGUAUCUCAACUAGACUAGACUAUCUCAUUCUCAUUCUCAUUCUCUCUUAAUCUUCUCAUCUCUUUUCUUCCCCGCAUCCCCGGGAAUUCCGAAUCCCUU